AUGGCAAAGGUGAGAAGUGGUAGUAAUGGUAAGAAAAACAACGGUAUUUUGAAGCUUAAGCUAGUUCUGGAGAGAUUGCAAAAGGGUCUUUUCUUAGCCAAGAAAAGGACAGAGUCGUUUUCUGGCCAAGAAAUGGUACCAAAAGAUGUGAAAGAAGGACACUUUGCUGUGAUAGCAUCCGAUGAUUAUGUUGAAAGGAGAUUUAUUGUUCCUAUCACUUAUCUCAGACAUCCUGAAUUUCUAAGACUCUUGGAGAGGGCUGCAGAAGAGUAUGGAUUCGACCAUGAAGGUGCAUUGAUGAUACCUUGUAGACCAAGUGAGCUAGAGUGGAUAUUAGAGGAGCAAAGAAGGUCUGAAGAUGGUGAAAAUUGGCAUUCAUAUAAAACCAUGGUGGAAAGCUGUUGA
Lactuca virosa is the source of this 405-nucleotide messenger RNA. The record is from the annotation of a GenBank genome assembly. NCBI's taxonomy places the organism in Eukaryota, Viridiplantae, Streptophyta, Magnoliopsida, Asterales, Asteraceae.